AAUCCAGUACUCAGUGUACUCAAUGCAGCAGUGUUCUUUCGCCGUUCCGGUUUCACACGUGACUCAUGCGCGGCGUGAUUGUUACACUCCUGGGUUCUCCUUGAAGACACUGAACUCCUCCCUGCUGCACCUUUACAACAAAUACUAGAAACUGUACAUUGGUGUCCAAGCGUAUUUUGGUUGAAAGGUAAAGGUGUGGUCUGACAUACAGAACAUAGUAAUAUAUAUGCAAUGCAUUCCAAAUAAAUACUUCAUCCUUUCCUACAUUUUUCACGUUGUCUUCCAUAAAUCAGCACUUGUUUAAGAAUCAGCCAAGAAUAAUCUGUGAGUUUUAAAUAUGGCGGACUUAGAUAUUAAAAUAGAUAUCAUCUAUUUUAAUUUAUUUUUAAUACAGAAAUGUUAGACGUUACAUGUCUUAAUUUACUGCUGCAUUGAGUAAAGCACUACACAAACACAGUUGCUGCUCUAAUUACAGUUGGUUUCUGUUUUUACUUACCAUGGUUGUGUGACUUAAUUUAAAAUAGUUAUUGCAAAAUGUACGGUCGACUAAAAGUACACAGUGAGCUGUCUGCAGGAAAGUUCGUUUCACUUAGCUAUACAGUAUAGGCUUUCACUUUAGUAGAGAAAACACAGUCUUAUCCACACUGGUUUAAAUAUAUAUGCAUCAAAAACACACACCAAUAAAGCAAUAGUAGUAGUAGUACCUAUUGCAUCAUGGAUCAGCCCACAUACUGUGGUAAAGGGCACUGAAGCUGCCAUCAACACAGACCACACCUCAAAUUCCAUCACGAACGAGUGGCCCCACUUGGGCGAAGGUGAAUAUAUUCAAUGAAACAAAUGAUGACAUACUGUACUACUGACUUGGCUUUUGGUGAACAAUGACCUUGAUAAACACAGAAACCCUGUGACAUGACAACAAAGAUCAGUAGGUUGCAAAAUCUCAUUUAAAAAAAAGUUUUUUGGUAAUAAAUCACAAAUGCCUGUGCAACAGUGCAUGGCCGCUUAUCGUGUAAUUGAGAUAAAAUCUUAAAAAGAAUCACUGACUGUUGCUUUUUUAUAAUGUGAUUGUAUACAUAAGAUACUUGCUAAAGCUAACUGGAUAAAGAUACCAAAAGUAAUUCCUGCGCAAUACAGCGCACAUGCCUGACAUUACUGACUGGUUACUGCACACUGGUCAAACGUGAGUUGCACAAAAACUCAUUAUCAUUGUGACUGUGACAUAGUGCCUCACAUUAUGACAUACGUCUUUAUAUUUAUAGUUCAACCCUGACGAUAUUCCUAUUUGAGAACAAUUUUGCUAAAUGCUAAAAAUAAAUAUCUAUAUCUUGUCAAUAAAUAGACCAAAAUAGUGGCAUUUUGACUCAUAAGUAAAAUUAUUAGUAAAAUCAUGCCACGUAAGCAUGGUGCUCAAGGCUGCACUUGGAAAAUGAAUUAUAAAUUAAAAUAUAUCAUUAUUUAGCUGAGAUUAGCGUGGAGAUUAGUGUGAAGCAUUAGCAACUUCAGCUAACGUACAGCUGUUUGUCAAGGCUUUGUUUAAUAAGUGGCAGAGAUCUAGGUGAUGUAAUAAAAUAAAAUACAAAUAAAAACGACCUCAUACUGUAUGAAGAUAAAUAUUCCUGGAAUACUUGAACCUCGGACCGUUGACGUCACUGUGUGAUGUUUACCUCUUGUAUUUUUUUUUCCCAAAUUAAAAUUGGAGAUGUUACGUUUUUCUUGGUUUCAUCACUUUCAACUUUCUAGCAAAAGUUCACAAGAGUGGGUGUCCUGGGUGAGACACAUUAGUCAUGAACCAGACCCACCUACAGCACGAAACUAUGUGCAUGAAGCGCGUCAAAGUGUGUGCGAUGUUCCCUCCUCAGCUGCAUGUUUUGUUACAUUGCUGCAGGGCCUUAGUAACCGCAACGGCGGCUGCAGAGAGAGGGGGCGUGGCAAAAUGUUUAAAUAGUGGUGGAGCUGAAUGAAAGAGAUAUUUCUUAUCUGAGCUCUGCUACAGACUCACUCACCGACAAAUGGAAGACAUCGUCAUCCAAAAUGUUAACCUGGAACAGUCAGAGAACAUGCAGCGACACAGGACAGAUGGCUUCAGCAGCUCCAAGAGCCUGGUGGUGCGGAGAGGAGCCCCAUUCAAACUCAGCCUGCAGCUGGGGGGUCGAGAGUUUGACCCCAAGUCUGACUGUCUGAGGGUUAAAGUCAUGCUAGGACGCCUGUGCGUAAGAAUGGCCGUCACCUUCUCCAAAAGAGUUUCCUCCUCCAGAUGGACGGCCUACAUGGAGUCAAAGAACCUGGACCUCCAGAAUCCCUCCGUCUUCAUCUCUGCUCCGUCCUCUGCUCCGGUGGGAUGCUACAGGUUUCAGCUGCACGUCUACUCUCAGGGCGGCCGACGCAGGACCGCUCUGGGCAAAUUCCUCCUGCUCUGCAAUCCCUGGUGUGGCGAUGAUGACGUCUAUAUUCCAUUUGAGGACCAGAGGGAGGAAUACGUCGCCAACGACGCUGGUUUACUGUUCAUGGGAACGGCGGUCAACCUGGUGUCCAGGCCUUGGUCCUUCGAUCAGUAUGAGCCUGGCGUUCUGGAGUCCUGCAUGAGUCUGCUGCAGGUCAGCCCCAAACAUCAGACCAACCAGCGGCUGGACUAUCUGAAACGCAACGACCCCGUCUACAUCAGCAGGGUGGUGUCUGCCAUGAUCAACUGUGAGGACGACUGUGGCGUCCUGAAGGGAAACUGGUCGGGAGAUUUCAAAAACGGUGUCAGCCCCACAACGUGGACGGGAAGUGGGGACAUCCUGAAUCAGUGGGCCAAGUCUGGGUACAAACCAGUCAAAUAUGGGCAGUGCUGGGUGUUUGCUGCCGUCAUGUGUACAGUAAUGCGCGUUCUUGGCAUUCCUUGUCGUGUCGUCACCAACUUCAACUCGGCUCACGACACCAAUGGGAACCUGGUAAUUGAGGAAUACUACAGCGAGAAGGGGGAGAAGCUGAAGCUCAGCAAAGACAGCGUCUGGAACUUUCAUGUGUGGGUGGAAUGCUGGAUGGCUCGUAAGGAUUUAGGAUCAGGGAUGGACGGCUGGCAGGUUCUGGACCCCACCCCUCAGAACAGAAGUGGUGGUGUGUUCUGCUGCGGCCCUUCCCCGGUAAAAGCCAUUAAGAAGCGUUGCAUGGAAAUGUUCUAUGACAUUCCCUUUGUGUAUGCGGAGGUCAACGCUGACAUCCACAUGAUCAUCAUGAGCCAGGGCAGAGUGCUGAGCCUCAGCAAAGACACGGAGAAAGUCGGAUCUCUCAUCUGCACCAAGGCUAUCGGGUUCCCCAGGCUUGAGAACAUCACUGGAGACUACAAGUUGAUAAAAAGUCCAACGUCAACUCUCUCGUCCAGGACGUCUACCAUUUCAGACAGAUCAACGUCCAGAACAGAAAGUAGAUCUCAAGUGUUUGUUAUCCUGAGCCUGGACAAAGCUCCAGUCGCCGGAGAACCUGUGAGUUUCACGGUGAAACUCAUAAACAAGCAGAAAAUGAGGAAGGCGAUGAAGCUGCAUCUGAACGCUCAGGCUAAAGAAUACAACCACAGCCCUUCAGACACAUUCUGGGCCAAUAGUGACAUUGCACAGCUUGGACCUAUGGAAGUCAAAGUUAUGACCUAUCAGAUCCUCCCAGCUGAGUACGAAGAUGUGGUGGGAGACGACCUCAUCAACCUGGCAGCGGUCGUGGAGGACAUGUCCAGUCAUGAGCGGACCCUGGCCUCGGAGGAGUUCAACAUCGCCACGCCAAAAUUAACCAUCCAGGUCUUGGAUGAAAACUCUGUGAAGGUUAACGAAGAGCAAACAGCUAUAGUGAGCUUCAAAAACCCAUAUUCUCACUUGGUGGGUGGUGAGCUAAUUGUGGCGGGGGCUGGACUGAUCCAGGGCAAGAUUCUCUUCAGGCUGCUUCCGAUGCGUACAGGAGGAAAAGUGGAGCAUCGCAUCACUUUUACUCCAAACAUGGUGGGAACCAAGAUGCUGCAGGCCAGUCUGAAACUGUCCAACAUAAACUCCACCAUCAGAGGCUUCAAAAUGGUCAUUGUCGACAAAGAUUAGCUCCAAAUAAUAGCAGCUGUUGUCUUUUCAACAGUUGCUACAAGAACCACAAAAAAUAAUGUCAAACAAUACAUUCAUUUUUAUACUGUGACAUUGUGUUUUUUUCCCUUCAAUGUUUUACUUUAUUACCUUAAAAAAAAUUCAACUGGCAGCAUUUACUGCUACAUAUUAGUGCUAAGGUCCCGCUUUAUUUAUUAUGUGUUUUAUGCGUGAAUGUAUAUUAUCCUUUUCUAUUAAUAUUUAUUUUCAUAUAUAUAUAUAUAUAAUAAAACGUUUACACAUUGUAAGUGUGCAUUUUACUUUACUAUUGUUGCAGUUUCGUACAUGACCACAAGAGGUAGAUAUUUACAUUUGGCAUAACAGCAGGAACGUGCAAAAGAAAUAUAUAAAAGAUAUAUAAUAUAAAUACUAAUAAUAAUGUUUCUAAAAGAGAACAAUACGGUACAGUAGUAUUUUAAAAGCAUUUUUACUCGAAGUUAUUUCAAUAAUUAUGCGUAUUUUAGCUACCGUCAUCGAUAUGCACCUGUCAGGGAAAACGGAAGAAGAUAGCAACUAGCCGAGCCUCACUUCCGAAUGCCCGCUGCUGUUGCAUGUAAGUUACUGUGUUUCUGUCAUACAAACAGACGUAUUUAGACAAUAAAAUGUUUAGAACAACUUUUGUUAUAUAACAACUUUGUAGAAGUGUAUUUGUCAUUGACCCACACACUUGUACCCUGACUGUGUGGACAGAACAGUGAUGAGAUGUUUAGCAUAACUAUUAGUUAGCAUACACGCCCCCAUUGUAAAUAAGGAAUUUGGCAAAGGAGAAAUUUUCCUCUUUUUUUUUAUCUGACUUAAAGUCACUGACGUUGUAUAAUAUGAAAUGAAACCCAACUCCUGUUUCCCCACAAUGUAAUUAAUUUAUUUGUAUUAAUCUAUUUUCAUUUGCAAAACAAAUCAACAUUAGUGCUUUAUAUACAAAUCAGAGCAAAGCUGAGAGACAGUGUUAUCGUCACAUGCACAGCCAUACCAAUACAUCUAUAUUACAAAAAGGUUAUUCAUAGGGAUUUUAUAGCAGAAA
Cynoglossus semilaevis (tongue sole) is the source of this 5121-nucleotide messenger RNA. RefSeq names its product transglutaminase 5, like (gene tgm5l). The record is from RefSeq and is a predicted model, not a curated record. Gene Ontology annotation, cellular component: mitochondrion. The transcript has 14 exons. Lineage: Eukaryota; Metazoa; Chordata; Actinopteri; Pleuronectiformes; Cynoglossidae. Gene Ontology annotation, molecular function: protein-glutamine gamma-glutamyltransferase activity. Gene Ontology annotation, biological process: peptide cross-linking. The coding region runs from base 2010 to 4061 and encodes 683 amino acids.